Messenger RNA from Neocloeon triangulifer, 2037 nucleotides. RefSeq names its product protein transport protein Sec61 subunit alpha (gene Sec61alpha). Bases 155 to 1585 code for a protein of 476 amino acids. The transcript is spliced from 8 exons. NCBI's taxonomy places the organism in Eukaryota, Metazoa, Arthropoda, Insecta, Ephemeroptera, Baetidae. Gene Ontology annotation, cellular component: membrane; Sec61 translocon complex. Gene Ontology annotation, molecular function: signal sequence receptor activity; ribosome binding; transmembrane protein transporter activity. The record is from RefSeq and is a predicted model, not a curated record. Gene Ontology annotation, biological process: SRP-dependent cotranslational protein targeting to membrane, translocation; post-translational protein targeting to membrane, translocation.
UGCUUGUUAUACGUGUCUUGUCGUUUGUCCGCUUGCAGCCAGAAAGGCUGUCGGUCGUGUCGAGCUGUUGACGAAAUUACCGAGAUUUGGCCUCCGUGGUGAAUAAAAGUUUUCCGCAGGCACCUGCUAAACCUCCGACCACCCUCACUCAGCCAUGGGCCUUAAAUUCUUGGAAGUGAUCAAACCCUUCUGCUCAAUUUUACCGGAGAUCGCCAAGCCGGAGAGAAAGAUCCAAUUCAGAGAAAAAGUACUAUGGACGGCCAUCACCUUGUUCAUUUUCCUCGUGUGCUGUCAGAUCCCGUUGUUCGGCAUCAUGAGCAGCGACUCUGCGGACCCCUUCUACUGGAUACGUGUCAUAUUGGCGAGUAACAGAGGCACCCUGAUGGAGUUGGGCAUAUCGCCCAUCGUGACCUCAGGGCUGAUCAUGCAGUUGCUGGCCGGCGCCAAGAUCAUCGAGGUGGGCGACACCCCGAAGGACCGAGCUCUCUUCAACGGCGCGCAGAAGCUGUUCGGCAUGGUCAUCACCGUCGGCCAGGCCAUCGUCUAUGUCAUGACGGGCAUGUACGGUGACCCCAGCGAAAUCGGCGCCGGCGUCUGCCUGCUCAUCAUCAUCCAGCUCUUCGUCGCCGGCCUCAUCGUCCUGCUGCUCGACGAACUUCUGCAGAAGGGCUAUGGUCUUGGCUCGGGCAUAUCUCUCUUCAUCGCCACCAACAUUUGCGAAACCAUCGUCUGGAAAGCCUUCAGCCCUGCCACCGUCAACACUGGUCGUGGAACGGAAUUCGAAGGCGCGGUCAUUGCCCUGUUCCACCUGCUGGCCACCAGACAGGACAAAGUGCGCGCCCUCAGGGAGGCCUUCUACAGACAGAACCUGCCCAAUCUGAUGAACCUCCUGGCCACCAUCCUCGUCUUUGCCGUCGUCAUAUAUUUCCAGGGCUUCAGAGUGGACCUGCCCAUCAAGUCUGCCAGGUAUAGAGGGCAGUACAGCAGCUACCCGAUCAAACUUUUCUACACCUCCAACAUCCCCAUCAUUCUGCAGUCGGCUCUGGUCUCCAACCUUUACGUCAUAUCUCAGAUGUUGGCAGUGAAAUUCCAAGGCAAUUUCUUUGUCAACCUGCUGGGCACGUGGGCGGACGUGAGUGGUGGGGGGCCGGCCCGAGCCUAUCCGGUGGGCGGCCUGUGUUACUACCUGAGUCCACCUGAGAACGUGGGCCACAUCCUCGAGGACCCCAUCCACGCUUUCCUCUACAUCAUCUUCAUGCUUGGCUCCUGCGCCUUCUUCUCAAAGACGUGGAUCGAAGUGUCCGGAUCGUCCGCCAAGGACGUUGCAAAGCAGCUGAAGGAGCAGCAGAUGGUGAUGCGUGGUCACCGCGAGAAGUCGAUGAUCCACGAACUGAACAGGUACAUUCCGACGGCGGCCGCCUUCGGAGGCCUCUGCAUUGGCGCGCUGUCCGUGCUGGCCGACUUCAUGGGGGCCAUCGGCUCCGGCACUGGUAUCCUGCUCGCCGUCACCAUCAUCUACCAGUACUUUGAGAUCUUCGUCAAGGAGCAGAGCGAAAUGGGCGGCAUGAGCACUUUGCUCUUUUAAACACACAUUUUCUCCUCUAUUCAUGUUUCUGUUGUUGAGAAUGAGAGCGCGCAUUAUUUUGGGGACCACUUUGCUCCUGUCCACUUUGCGGGGCGGCCAAAUUCAUCCUUCUCCUUUAAUUUCUCUGCUUGUUUUCUUAAUUUAACUCAAUUCAUGCGCAUAAAAGACAGUGGAGGAGCAAAUCAGGCCCAGAAAAGCAAGGAAGUAAGAAAGAUGUGCAAGUUACGUUAAAAUGCCUCUUUAAAUCAAGAGAGAAUUUUUGCAAAAAAGAAAGAAAUUCUGUCCCUUUUGGUUGAUUUUGUGAAAUGACAUCGACUCUUUGUGUUGUUGCUGGUGCAGAGUGAAUGAAUGGGCCUAAUUAUUUAAUUUACAAAAUGUAGGCCCUCUCAAGCGUGUUUUCUAUUAAAGAGAGAAAAUAACACAAUAUAAUUUAUUGUGUGCCCUGUUAUUAA